Messenger RNA from Fusarium tjaetaba, 1593 nucleotides. RefSeq lists its product as uncharacterized. The transcript is spliced from 3 exons. Bases 1 to 1593 code for a protein of 530 amino acids. Lineage: Eukaryota; Fungi; Ascomycota; Sordariomycetes; Hypocreales; Nectriaceae. The record is from RefSeq and is a predicted model, not a curated record.
AUGCGAAAGGUCAUCAAGGCUUUUGAGGAUGCCAACCGCGACCCUGCUGAGCUGUGGACUGAGGGAGGUCUGAUGCUCCAGCUUAUUGACUUUGAGAAUCUGGUGCUGAAGACGCCUUCUCAGACUCAACGACGAGAGGUGCUCGGCAGCGAAGAUGAGCAAGCAUCAAUUGACAGAGAGAAUGCCGAGCCGACGCUUGAGCCUCUUACAGAGUCGAUAACCAUCGCCGAAACAUCAGCCCUCGAAGUCACAAAGUCCACCAGUGGACAGCCUCAGAACAACGAGGUAGUCAAACCUAUGAGCGCUACCAUCGAGGCCCUACGAAACGGCGAUGGACUGGACAGCCACGGCAUGAUCCGGUGUGCGAACCUAUUUCUCCGCCCUUCAGACUGGUACAUCUUCCCACCGGGGUCCUCCUUCACAGACGCCGACAAAAUUCACGCUGAACACCCUGCUCUGAAAGCCCAACAUAUCGCAUUCUUCGUCUACAGCCAAGCCGAGGACCAAUGGGCGCUCUGUCAUCUCGACGUGAGCAAAGCAACUCUGGUCCACCAUUUGACAAACCAUGUCACCAAGGCGCCGGUAGAGGAACUUGUGGAUUGGUUGAGAUCGCAACCAAAGCUCAACAUGAAAGGUAUGAUGUUCAUGAAGCAGCCCGGCCCUAUUCACAUAGACAGUCCUAGCGGUGGGAUCUAUUCCCUUGUCUUUUUGAAGUGUCUCAUGGCUAAGGAGAGGGUUCCUCGAUACGUUAACAUCGCAACAGCCCGUAUGGAAUUCAUCAAGAUGAUCGGAUCCGCCAAUUCAGACGAAAGCAGGGUUAUCCAAGACUUGACCUCGCCCCAAGACGCUGACUUGCAGGGGGGGACGAUUCUCACUGGGACACCACACGAUCAGGCUGUCCCCAUUGAUACCAAUCUUCAACCUCAUUCUUCCAACUCCAAUCCGGCACAGUAUUCGUCCGACGCGGAACCAACCAGCGCAAAGCAGGGUCUUGCAAUACUCUCUCCUCGCCCGACUCCUGAGCAAUCAGAGCAGACCGUGCCCAUUUCAUCAUCCGAGAGUUCCCUCAAACCCCCACCCGAUGAACAUGAGCUUGUAGGCCCUACAGACGAUGAAGAAGAGAACAGCGAAUCUGCAGUCACUGCACCUACAGACAACGCACGAGCAUCAGAGACCAAUACCCGCCUGAGGGAUCCCGAAGAUCCUCUCACCCUCGCGCAAUCUCUCGAAGCGAACUUCGCCGCUUUUCUCAAUCAACGACGAAAGCUUGAAGCCUUCGUAAAGGCCGAGCAAGCCAGCGCGACGGAGAAUGAUGAGACAAUCGCUGAGCUUAAGCAAGCUCGAGACGAACUCAACAAAAAGCACAGCAGGAGCACAUACGAGCUGAGAUGCAAGGUUUCUGAGUUGGAGACACAACUUGAAGCAGCAAAGGUAGCGCUGGAAACUGCGAAGAUGGCGGAGAAGGAGUCUGAUGCUCGCCUUACGGAACUUGGGGACGAGAUUCGGGGUGAAGAGAGAAGUAAGGCUGAAGCCGCUGAGAGGAUCAAGCAGUGGGAGGCUACGCUGGCAAAGACUGCGUUGCAGUCUAUGUAG